GCCGCCGCCGCCGCAUCGCCACCGGAGCUGCAGUCGCGCUUUGAUGAGCUCUUCGGCUCCGAGCCGACGCGCAUAGCCAGCAGGGGCGGCGGCACCGCCAGCCAGAGGCAGGCGCGCCAGAUCAAGAAGCACGUCAAACGAGCCGACAAGACGCUCUCCUCGGCCAGUCUGACCAACGCCACGCUGGAGGUGGUGGACGACGUGCCCAGCUCGGCGGUCGAGAUGCUGGUCAAAGAGAAGUUCCUAAAGAAGUUGAAUCGCCAGGAGCGGGUGGUGGAGGAGGUGAAGAUGGUGCUGAAGCCUUACUACCACAAGCGCUCCAUCACCAAAGACCAGUACAAGGAGAUCCUGGGCAAAUCGGUGACCAAGAUAUGUCACAGCAAAUCCGGGGAAAUCAACGCUCAGAAGAUACAAUCCCUCGUGAUCGGGUAUGUGACGAAGUUCAAAUACUCCAACAAGAAGGCGAGUUUGACGCGGGGAACGUCGAAGCCGGGUUCCUCCGUCAAAACAAAAAUGUGACGAUGGGCCUCAGUAAAACGUUUGCAAUUGUGAAUGUUUAGGACGCAUCGCUGAGCUGCUGCUGGACGUGUUGCAGCCCUGUGCACUGAACGGUCGGUGCGCCGAGAGCCCACAUUGGGUCACGUGUUUCAUCCUUGUCCAUGAAGUCAUUAGCUAUGAUUUGAUUAUUUCAUUGGCCGCCCGGCCGCGGGUGGCCAUCUGCUUGUGGUAGGACGCAGACGCUGUCACCGUGCUUUUGCACAUACAACUGAGAAAUAUAGUCAGUAUUUGAAA
Molecule: messenger RNA, 792 nt
Organism: Pollicipes pollicipes
Lineage: Eukaryota; Metazoa; Arthropoda; Thecostraca; Pollicipedomorpha; Pollicipedidae
Product: splicing factor, arginine/serine-rich 19
Exons: 4
Coding region: 223-519 (98 amino acids)
Source: RefSeq, a predicted model, not a curated record